This is a messenger RNA of Carassius gibelio (silver crucian carp), 3014 nucleotides long. RefSeq names its product zinc finger CCHC domain-containing protein 12-like. The transcript has 3 exons. Bases 1023 to 2708 code for a protein of 561 amino acids. Gene Ontology annotation, molecular function: nucleic acid binding; zinc ion binding. The record is from RefSeq and is a predicted model, not a curated record. Lineage: Eukaryota; Metazoa; Chordata; Actinopteri; Cypriniformes; Cyprinidae.
GCCAGGUUUUAUAAUGAGAAACCCUAUUUAGCUGUCUAACCCAGUCACGAAAGGGUUAACUUUCAUUUUGUAUCUUUGAUGGACUUGUGAGUGAGCCAAUGGGUGAAUUUUAUGAGGUACUGAACUGACCAAUCAGCUGCCAGCUAGGCUCCGUUACAGUUACGCCUCUAGUUUUGUGUCACUGCACGUUCUUUUGGCGCUUGCAUUUGAGCAUAGAAGGCUGCGUUAUCUGCUUGAGUGUAAACGAAAGCUGUGCCUGAAUCCACUGUUAUCACGGAGCUAAAAGCAGUGAAUUCCGUUAAAAUGAAGCCUGUAGCAGUCCAUUUAUUCACUGAAUGGUAAUUGAAAGAAAUGAUUUGGCCUUAUUUAUAGGUCAGGUUUUGGUAAAGAGUUGGAAACAUCGUGCAGAGAUCCUUUCCACGGAGUGAUACAGAUCCACACGUUCCAGACGUUCUCCCAGAGAUUCAUAGAUUCCCAGUCCGGGUGGCUGGGUGGCGAGCCAACCGUGUUUGUGACUCUGACUUUAGACGAACUGCCUGGAUCAUCCUCUUCAUCUUCGUUGUGGUAGGACAAAAACUAACUCAGAGUUAAAAAAAAGGGCCCCAACGGUGAAACUGAACUUUUGUCAACCAAGGCAAAACGAACCGAGGACGAACUGAGCUCAACGAUUCUGAUACGAGAGGGUUUUGUUUUGUUUUUGUGCGCACUUUAUUAUUUUAGUUUGUUAUUUUUCAUAAAUGUGUUUUUGCUUGUAUGUAUGUUUCACCCUGUGAAUUUAAUACAGGUUUGUCUAAACUGUCAUUCUGGUGUGGUAUUCCUUUUUAAUUGAUCUUCAAUUCUCAGGCUCUUAACAAUUUAGCGUCUUCUGAUUCUGGUCCAAAUCGUAUUUAUGAUAACCUCUAUGACUACUUUAGACUAUUAAAUCUAUGUACGUUAUUACUAUCUCGUAAUAAGGGUUACAUUAUUGGCGAGCCAGCCAGGAGCCAGAGACAUUGAAUAUCAAUAUUGAAAGAAUACGCAAAAUGGAUUUCAUACAGAAGUCAGGUGUUAAAAUUCCAAAUUCAGUGAUCGUUAGUGGGGUAACACAGGUAGCAGAUCAGGAUGAGCAAGUCGUUGACUUCCUUAGGGAGUACGGUUCCAUCGAAGUAGCCAUUCUCGUUGAUGAUUCUAAAUCAGAAUUUUACCAAAACCUGAUCAUUGAGUUUUCGAGCGGUUCAGCUUUAGUGAACUUAGAGCCACUUUUGCCAUUCACACACACAGUGCAGGGUGAUCCAUGUGCUAAAUAUGUUGUAAAAGCAUUAAGCAGUGUGUACACUACGCAGAUUGGCAGUAAUGCUACAAAAACGUAUCUAGCUGAGUUAAAGGGCUUAGCCAAGCUAAGUGGAAAAGACUAUGGGGAGGUGUUGAAAGAGAUGAUGUCUCAGAUUGGUGAAGAUAUUGAAGCUAUGAAACCCGUAGGUAUAGAUGUCUCCCCUUCACAUGUCGAGACCCCAGUUGUGACACUUCAACCCCCUACCCCUGAAGAUCAACAGCCCCUAGUCUCACUCUUGAAUGCCCCACGGGAAGGAAAUCGCUUAAAUGCCACUGAUUCAGUCCUGUUCACUAAUGGAGGGAAAGCUCCGUCCCUUUCAGUGAGUGACAUAAACCCAGCAGAGAUACAGAAGGUGGUGGUUGAGCAUAUUGUGAGGAGUGAAGGUGUUAGCCCACACUUGCAAUCUCCUGUAAGGCUUCGUUCUUUUUCUGGAAAAGUUCCCAGACCCAGUAACGAAGCUGAUUACGACACUUGGCGCUCACACAUCGAACUGCUUUUAAAUGAUCCUAGCAUGUCCCAUCUUCAGAUCUCAAGAAGAAUACUCGAAUGUCUACUUUCGCCUGCAGCAGAUGUUGUCAAAGGGCUACGGCCUGGAUCACCCCCCAUCGCUUACCUGCAGCUCUUGGACUCAGCCUUUGGUACUGUUGAGGAUGGGGAAGAACUUUUUGCACAGUUUAUGAACACCCUUCAAGACCCGGGUGAGAAACCCUCCACUUAUCUUCAUCGAUUGCAAUUAGCAUUGAACCUAGCUGUGAGAAGGGGUGGGGCUGCACCGGCCGAUGUAGAUAAACACCUACUCAAACAGUUCUGUAGAGGAUGCUGGGACAAUUCUCUACUUUCUUGCCUGCAACUUGAGCAGAAGAAAAGCAACCCCCCUUCAUUUGCUGACCUCCUGCUGUUACUAAGAACAGAAGAAGACCGACAGUUAGCAAAAGCUAGUCGCAUGAAAAAACACAUUGGCACCACCAGGCAACGUGGCCAGCUUCAGCUCCAAAGUGCGUGGGCCUGUGCAGAGUCAAGAGAGAAGUCAGAGGUCAGUCUCAGUGUUAUUGAGGAUCUUGGGAGGCAAGUAGCCAGUUUACAAAGCCAAUUAACCUAUUUGAUGGCACAGAAAAAGACAAAGGGGGCUGAUAACAGGGGAGCAGCAGGGAAAAGUCCAGGCAGAGUACAAAAACUUGAUCGUGUUGACACAGACAUGCUAAAACAGACAAAGAAAAAGCAGACUAACAGACCCAGGCCUUGGUACUGCUUUAACUGUGGGGAGGAUGGGCACAUUGCCCCAGUUUGCACAGACAGGGCAAACUCUGCUUUAGUAGCUGAAAAGAAAAAAAAGUUAGAGGAGAAGCAGCAAUUGUGGGACGCACAAAACCGUCUCAACUUACCUUUAAACGACUAGCAGUUCCUGUUGGGGGACAAACAGGGACUGAAGAGAGUCAACAACGUCCCUCAGACGUAAAUGGUGAAGACAAGGCUGAAGUAUGUGCUAAUCUAAAACACUCAAGUAAGAACCACCCUUUUAAACUCCCUAAGGGGUUGGUUGGUACCAAGAGUACAGCUAAAGUCCACAUAAAGGGUGAAGAAGUCAGCUGCCUACUAGAUACGGGUUCCCAAGUAACAACAGUCCCCCGGUCAUUUUAUGAACAGCACUUUCCAGAGCAGGAUAUUAAGCCACUACAUGAUCUCUUGGAGGUGGAAGGAGCGA